AUGUCUCGACGCGCUACGCCGAGCCAGGCUGCUCAGAACCAGCAGACCAUUAAGAGUCUGCUGAAACUUGAGACCAACAAGAUAUGUGCCGACUGCAAGCGCAACAAGCACCCGCGAUGGGCAUCUUGGAACUUGGGUAUUUUCAUUUGCAUUCGUUGCUCCGGCAUCCAUCGGGGUAUGGGCACACACAUUAGUCGGGUCAAGUCGGUUGAUCUUGAUACAUGGACCGAUGAACAACUCCAGAGUGUGUUGAAAUGGGGCAAUGCGAGAGCCAACAGAUACUGGGAAGCGAAACUGGCGCCCGGCCACGUCCCCUCGGAAGCUAAGAUCGAAAACUUUAUUCGAACCAAGUACGAUACCAAGCGCUGGGUCAUGGAUGGUGGCAUGCCCGACCCCUCGACCCUGGAUGAUGGCGACGAUGAUGUUCCUCUUGCGGUUGUACAGGAGAAGGCAAAGAUCGAACGUUCCUCUUCGCAACCAAUGGCACCCCCUCCCCAAACCGCACGCCAACCCGCACGCCAACAAGCCCCGUUCGAUCUGUUCGGUGACGACCCGAUUGCUCCUCCUGCUCGCCCUAGCACGACCGACCCGAAUCCUCGCGCUCCCGUAAGACAAUCACAGCCCGCACAGCCGAAGGCUCAGAAGCCGGGUGAUUCCUUGCUUGGUCUCGAUUUCUUUGGCAGCACCCAGCCGUCGACCGGCAGCCGCCCGUCAAGCACCGUAUCUACACCCGCCGCACCAACUGGCAUGUCUCGUCCAGACCUGAAACAAUCAAUUCUGUCCUUGUACUCGAAGCCUCAGCCCCAGGCCGCCCCCGUCCAGCACAGGCGGGACAACUCCUUCGGAGAUAUGGCCUCUCCGACUGCCCCCUCCGCGUCCUCGAACAUAGGCAGCAUGACUGAUGCGUUCAGUGGCCUAACCUUCCCAUCAACCACAUCUCCAGCUCCGGUCAAGCCGGCCGAGAAGCCUUCUCCGUUUGCCAACCUCACCAACUUCGGUGGUGCCAAGUCGACCCCGGCAGCUCCCAGGGUCACGUCGCCUUCCGGUUCGGCCAGUGGUGACCUAUUUGAUAGUCUGACCUCUCCUACAAUGUCUGCGCAGAAGCCGUCACGAAACACCUCCAUAUCCUCGCAAAGCCAGGACUUCGGUUUCGGCGGUUUUGCCUCUCCUCCCCCUCAGCUGAAGCCCAACCCUCCUUCUUCAUCCCUCUCCAAUGACCUUUUCGGUCUCUCUUCCCCGCCUCCUCCGCCUGUGUCACCACCGAAGUCAACCGUGACCUCUCCGCAGCACGAAAUGAGCUCUGCAUUCAACCUCUCCAGCCCUUCGUUGCAGCCUAAGCCUGCCACAUCCCCCAAGCCCCAAGUACCGGCUGCGACCACCGCUGCCGCCAAUGCCAUGUCAGCUAGCAUGGAUCCCUGGGGUGGCAAUGCAUGGAACACUCCCGACGCGGCCCCUUCUCCUGCACCGCCUGCGCUUGCGCCCUCCAGCACAGCGUCCAUGAUGAAGGUCCCUGAUACCCUGACCCCCAAUGACAUUGGAGGUGGUUGGGGUGCUCCGGCCGCUCCGCCCAAGCCCACUCCCACUGUGGCUGCCGAUGAGGACUUUGGCGGCUGGACUAGUGCUGCUCCCGUUUCGUCGGGAACUACUACAACUAGCUCAACCAAGCCGGCUGGCGGGUUUGGUGGAGCUGACGACCUCUUCUCUAACGUUUGGGAGUAG
Molecule: messenger RNA, 1719 nt
Organism: Penicillium cinerascens
Lineage: Eukaryota; Fungi; Ascomycota; Eurotiomycetes; Eurotiales; Aspergillaceae
Exons: 5
Coding region: 1-1719 (572 amino acids)
Biological process (GO): intra-Golgi vesicle-mediated transport; endocytosis; endoplasmic reticulum to Golgi vesicle-mediated transport
Cellular component (GO): Golgi apparatus
Molecular function (GO): metal ion binding; GTPase activator activity
Source: RefSeq, a predicted model, not a curated record